CAAAUAGAAAAUGUUUUGAGAUUACUUGUGGCAUUUUAAAUUCAUAUACAGCAGAACGAAGCAAGGAAAAAAUUACAACUAAAUAUUCGACACUAAAUUUGCAAUUUCAAAUCUACCAAGCUUUGAAAUCAUUUCUACAAUCUCUUUGCAUGUAUCUGACACUUGUCUCGGUAACAACAAAACAAAAACAAAAACAAACAUUUCUGGCUUAAAACAAAAUAAAAGAAUCACGUUAAAAAGGGAAAAGAAAAGUCAGCUGACCAAGUUGCAACAAAAGUAUACAAAACUAUUCCAUCAGGACGAAAGCAAUUUAAUCUAAAAACAAACUAUCGAAGCAUACAAAAUGACACCCAAAAAUAUUGAUGAUCCAGUGGACGGCAAUUCCUCUGCAAAUGCAGGAGAAUCUGAUCUGCGAGAAGUGCAAGAUGUUAACGAAAGCCUAGAUGAGCUCACUAGAGUUUUGGACUUUUUCGAACAACGUACCGACGAUAUGAUUGCCCAGCUUAAAGUACUACUUGAUUCCAAUCGAGAAAUACGACAACAAAUAGCUCAAGAUAAAGAAAGGGAUACUACCGCCUCUUUGGCAGCAGUGAGCAUUAGCUGUAAAGCUGAAGACGGUGAUGCAGUUGAGAACACCGAACGUUAAGUCCGUUGAACGUUUAUGCACGGGAAAUGUGCAUACAAAAGUAUUAUAGGCCGUGAAAUCUUCGUUAACAUUUGCUUGCUUUGAUUUAAUUAAUUAGCUUAAAUACAUGUAUUCGUGUGAGAAUAAAUAUAAAAAAACUGUAUGCAAGAAAA
Molecule: messenger RNA, 798 nt
Organism: Anastrepha obliqua
Lineage: Eukaryota; Metazoa; Arthropoda; Insecta; Diptera; Tephritidae
Product: UPF0184 protein CG14818
Exons: 2
Coding region: 344-646 (100 amino acids)
Source: RefSeq, a predicted model, not a curated record